AUUCUCGACACCCCUUUCGCUUCACAGCCCAACUGCCGGAAGUCGCUCGACUCCACUUCCGGCCCGUUCAAACGCCGCGCGCGGAGGAGGAGGGUCGGGCUGCGGCAUGUGGGGCGUGGUUUCGGGAGGGAGGGAGCCGCUGGGCAGCGCCCCCUUCAGUCUUUUCCCAGGGGAGGAGGCGCGUUUGCGCCCUUGGGGAACCGUUUGGAAUCCUGCCUGCGGCGUGGACGCCUCAUGGAGCCCGAGAGGGGAAGGACCGGGGCGCUCCUCCAGAAGGGCCGGAAGAGGAGGCGCGCCCGCGGCAAGCACGUCGGGGCGGCCGAGGCGCGGAGAGCCCGCUCGGAACCUGAGGAGAGGCGGCCCGGGGCCAAGAUAAAGCCUCGAGUAUAUCAAGGGUCCCAUUUCAUUACAUUAUGUAGCAGUCUAAAUUCAAAGCAAGCAUCUUAUAUAUCAAUGAAGCAAAGAAAGGUGAUCAAGAAACCAAAAGGCAAAAUAAGAUAAUCUGUGAUGAAAGCAUGUGAAUUUGAGAUCUUUCUUAAAGUCAGGAGAUACGAGUGCGGGAUUCAAGGCAGAGAACCUCGAUGUCUAAUAAAUGUAAUCUGGAAG
Equus caballus (horse) is the source of this 606-nucleotide messenger RNA. The record is from RefSeq and is a predicted model, not a curated record. NCBI's taxonomy places the organism in Eukaryota, Metazoa, Chordata, Mammalia, Perissodactyla, Equidae.